CGUAACGGGUGAAAGAUCAGCGAGCGCGCAUGACAUCAGAGUGUAAACAGACACUGCGCGCAUACAACAGCAGCGACCUAAACCGAAGGGAAUGAGGUUGUUGACCUGGUCAGCGCGGAGGAUUGUAUCCGCACACAAGCAGGCUUCAGGGGGCAGUCGUGAGUUCUGGGGGUGGCUCAAUGCUGUUUUCAACAAAGUUGAUUAUGAACGCAUUAAAGCAGUGGGUCCUGAUCGAGCCGCUUCCGAAUGGCUCCUGAGAUGUGGUGCAAAAGUCCGGUUCCGUGGUUUUGAUCGCUGGCAGCAGGACUACAACGGACUCCCGACUGGGCCGUUGGGCACGUACCGGAUAGAAGCUAUUGAUGCCACAGAGUCCUGCAUCAUGUAUCGUGGUUUUGAUCAUCUGGAGGGUCUUGAGCAUGUAGAGGAAAUCAGGUUCAAUAAGUGUAUUUAUAUAGAAGACACCUGUCUGGAGCGUUUGAGUCAAAUAAAGACACUGCAGGACAGCUUAAAGAACAUGACGAUAGUUUCCUGUGGCAACGUGACAGAUAAAGGAAUCAUCACUCUUCAUCAGCUCAGGAACCUGGAGUGGCUGCUUCUCAGUGACCUGCCUGCUUUAAAAGAUAAAGAUCAGACUGUGGACAGACUCCAGACUGCACUUCCCAGACUCACCAUAGAACUGGACCUUGCUUAGCCAAUCACAGUGCUUCUCAGAGCGCAUUUGGAAAACCACAACUAUUACAGCUUUAUGACCAGGCCAGACAAGCCCUCUGGCUGAUGUCCAUGACUGCUGUGGCAACAGUAUCCAAGCAACUGAGCAUCCCAGGGACGGAUGCAGAGAGCUCCUGUGCCUUAGAGGCCAGUCAGCAACACCCAAUUAGAUUUGAUUCAACAAAACUGAGUUUUGUCAGACCACCCGGGGGAGCUGAACAAUGUUAUAUUGCUAUUAUCAAUAAAUCUUCAACCGUU
Molecule: messenger RNA, 966 nt
Organism: Carassius carassius (crucian carp)
Lineage: Eukaryota; Metazoa; Chordata; Actinopteri; Cypriniformes; Cyprinidae
Gene: dmac2l
Product: distal membrane arm assembly component 2 like
Exons: 5
Coding region: 92-691 (199 amino acids)
Source: RefSeq, a predicted model, not a curated record